GGCAAACGUGCCGAACACCAAUUCCACCAUGCUGCAGACACUAGAUCGUAUUGAAAAAUGUAUGCUGUAGCGUGCCUGUAGGCACUCAAGCAAUCCCAAACACUUAAUACAAAUGAUCUUUGUGAGUGAUGUAUAAUGACAGAACAAUGAAAUACACUUUCACGAGAAAGCAGAAGGUACAACAAAGCUACUAUCUAUUGGCCACGAGACAAUAGAAUUCAUGGCUUUGUGUUCAACUGAAGAGGCAAGAUACCACACUACGUACAUUUGGGAGGGAAGACAAGCUCAUCAUUUCAGUCAAAUUAUUAUUUUUUUGUUUAAAAUGGAAAAUGUGUGCCUUGGCUCGGUUAAGGUUGGGAACAAGUGUGGAACUCGAGGCCUUGGGGCCAGAUCCGGUCCACUGCAUCACGUAUGGAGCCCAAGUUCUUUCCAUUUUGGUAGAAGAUCUGUAUUCAGAUUGCAUCCCCUCCACCCCCCACACCAAAUCCCUCAUUAAAAGGGAGCAAUAGUUUGAUACUUAAAUAUUUGCAUGCCACAAUAUUCUGUGGUUUACAAUUACAACCUCAGGUUGUUAACAAUAACAAUGAACUGCAGGGGCCCUUGUGUAAUAAUAUGACCAGUUGACGAAACGUUGAUAUGUUUUUUUUUUUUUUUUUUUUUACAGUCACAACAGCCCUCUGAGGGGAACGAUAACUGAAAAUGAGUUGGACACUCCUGAUAUUCUGCCAACACUAAACUUAAGUGAGGGAUGGGGAGCAACAUAGAACGACAUAGUCGUGUGCAUGAAUGUCCACAGGGGGCAAUAUUGUUCCUCCAUACAUUUAUAGUUUCACACAAUCCUUCUUUUCUCCAAGCUUUGUUUCUUGCCUAGAUCUUUUCUUUUUUUGCAGUAUACUGGUAAGCCUAUUAAAAAAAAAAAGCCUUUCGAAUCGUAAAAUUCAAAAAGUAGCUCAAACAAUUUGUGUGUAGCAGUGUUCUGCGUGUGCUUUUCCCAGUUACAUAACCAGACCGUGGAGUCAUCUCCGCUCGUGCCGCAUACGUGACUUUUGUCUGCCUCCCGUUUGCAGCGGAGCAUCGACCCGGUUCGCGACCGAGGCCAGAGGGUGGGCCUGGGUCUGCCUUCACCCAGCCCACCUCCUUGUGAUCUUUCACCUCCGCCCGCCGCACACGUCUUCAGCACCACGGAUAGCUCCCCGCCUCCAGACCGGUGUCCGGGGUGAUUCCGUCCAAAUUUGAGACGGCACUCCGAGCUCAUGACUGGAGGCCCUUUGCCAGAUUAUUUCCCGAUUUUUCAUCGGAAGUGUCGGACGUGGCAGUGCUGAGGAGCUCGCGAUGAUCACACGCAACGAACCGGCUUUCUGAUAUUUUAGGACCGCUUGCAUUUUCCUCCUGUGCCAUCCAAGCCACGCUGACCUCCAUUUGUGUGGAUUUUAUUUCCCCCUGGAAACUCUCCAUGUGUGUGCCUGUGAUGGAGGCUUAUCGUUGAUAUAGGUCACGUAACGUCCACACUUUUAUUCAGUUUACCUUUGUGAGGACUUGUUUAUUCUCCUCAGCAGUGUUUUUUUCUUUUUGGAGAUAUGAAACGGAUUAAUUUCCUACAGGAGUCUGACAUAUCAAGACAAAAAUCUGUGUACUACUUCGAUGACAUCCUGCAUCCACAGUGAUUUAAAGGAGCAGCUAUCAUCGCAUGUCAACUCCACAUUGUGAGGAGUAAGAGCAAAAAAAAGCCAUCGGGAAUGUCCCUGUUGGGAUUAUUCAAAUCUGCUCCCAUCUAACUCCUCCAGCCCGCCCGCACAUUCAGCCCCUCCUGCUCUCGCCUCCCAAGGUCGCUCUAGUCUGCAAAGAGACAGGAAUAGCAGAGGGGCUGCGCACAGCUGAGCGAAAACUGAAGCCCGACUUUUAGAGGAUGUGUGCAGUCGCGGGCAGGCAGGAUGCAGAUGUUUGUCACCAUCGCGACCCCCAAAGCUGCUUAGACUGCAGAGGAGGAGCGGACUGGGAUCGUCUCUGACCCCCCCGCCCCCCCCACCCACCCAUCCUCUCCUUCACCGUAUCUCCUCUUCGUCACUGGAUCCAAAUCCUGCAAGCUGGAUUUAAGGCGUAACAGAAAGGAGGUCGCGCUGGAAACUGCCAGGAUCUAGUCCCGCCUCCACCAUGUCCUUGGCCUUCUGUGGGAGCGAGAACAACUCGGCGGCCUACAACGUGGACGGGGGCGUCCUGAACAACGGAUGUUUCCUGGACGCGCUCAACGUGGUGCCGCACGUCUUCCUCCUCUUCAUCACAUUCCCCAUCCUUUUCAUCGGCUGGGGAAGUCAGAGCUCGAAGGUCCACAUCCACCACAGCACCUGGCUGCACUUCCCCGGUCACAACCUGCGCUGGCUGCUCACCUUUGUGCUGCUCUUCAUCCUCGUCUGUGAGAUCGCCGAGGGCAUUGUCUCCGAUGGAUUCAGCCAAUCUCUCCAUCUUCACCUGUACAUGCCGGCAGGUCUUGCCUUUAUGGCUGGCAUCACCUCGAUCGUGUACUAUCACAACAUCGAGACCUCCAACUUCCCCAAACUGCUAUUAGCCCUCCUUAUCUACUGGGUUCUUGCCUUCAUCACGAAAACCAUCAAGUUCGCCAAAUACACCGAGCAUGGUAUCGGCCCCAGGCAGCUACGCUACUGCAUCACGUGCUUGCUGGUGCUGCUCUAUGGUCUCCUGCUGGCCGUGGAGGUCAAUGUGAUCCUGGGCAGGCGAUACAUGUGUUUCGCCAUCCCGACAGAGGUGAAGCCCCCCGAGGACCUUCAGGACCUGGGUGUUCGUUUUCUGCAGCCCUUUGUCAACCUGCUGUCCAAAGCCACCUACUGGUGGAUGAACACCUUCAUAACCUCUGCUCACAGGCGACCCAUUGACCUCAAAGUCAUUGGAAAGCUGCCCAUCACGAUGAGGGCCCUCACCAACUACAUGAAGCUCCGCAACGCCUUCGAAGAGCAGAAGAGACCUCCGGGCACGGCGCCGCAGGGAGCCAAGUGGAUCUGGCAGGCCUUGAGGAAAGCGUUCGGCAGACCUCUCAUCCUCAGCAUCACAUUCCGCUUCAUGGCCGACCUGCUGGGCUUCGCCGGUCCACUCUGUAUCUCCGGCAUCGUCCACCACAUCAGCAAGGACAACCGAACCAUCCAGCCACCGAUAAGGUUGCUGGGGAUCUAUUUUAUUUCCUCCAAGGAGUUUCUGGAGAAUGCAUAUGUUCUGGCCGUCUUGCUCUUUUUUGCAUUGCUCCUGCAAAGAACAUUCCUCCAGGCCUCUUACUAUGUGGCUAUUGAGACUGGCAUCAAGCUACGUGGAGCCAUACAGACCAAAAUCUACAACAAGAUCAUGCGUUUGUGUACAUCCAACAUGUCCAUGGGCGAGCUAACUGUCGCUCAGAUUUGCAACCUGGUUGCCAUAGAUACCAACCAGCUUAUGUGGUUCUUUUUUCUCUGCCCGAACUUGUGGGCCAUGCCCGUCCAGAUUAUAGUGGGAGUGAUCCUGCUCUAUUACCUCUUAGGAAUCAGUGCCUUGAUUGGAGCAACUGUCAUUGCUGUGCUAGCGCCCAUUCAGUAUUUUGUUGCCACAAAGCUGUCACAGACGCAGAAGAGCACUCUGGAAUACUCCAGCGAGCGCCUGAAGAAGACCAAUGAAUUGCUACGAGGCAUCAAAUUACUGAAGCUGUACGCAUGGGAACACAUCUUCUGUGACAGUGUGGAGGAGACCAGGGGCAAGGAGCUCACCAGCCUGCAGGCCUUUGCGCUUUACACUUCCAUAUCCAUCUUCAUGAAUGCAGCUAUUCCCAUUGCAGCUGUGUUGACGACAUUUGUUGUUCACGUGCACAUCUCUGACGACGCUGACCUGUCUCCAGCCGUGGCCUUCGCCUCGCUCUCCCUCUUUCACAUCCUGGUCACGCCUCUCUUUCUGCUCUCCAGUGUGGUGCGCUCCACAGUCAAGGCUCUUGUCAGUGUUCAAAAACUCAGCGAGUUUUUCUCAAGUGAUGAGAUUGGAGAUGAGCUGGAGCCCAGACCAACACUGACCUCGGGCUCCAACAACCAUAACCAAAAUAGGUACCAGGCUGUGCCCUUGAAAGUGGUGAACAGGAAGCGUCCCCCAAGAGACGACUGGAACAACUACAGCUCACAUGGGAACCCUGAGGGCGAUGGACCCUCUCCAGUUGUGGACCAAGACGUUUGCAUCAAGAUAUGCAGCGGUUAUUUCACAUGGACAGACGGACCACCGACACUUGCCGAUGUGGACAUCGUGGUUCCCUUCGGCAAGCUGACCAUGAUUGUGGGCCAAGUGGGUUGUGGGAAAUCCUCCCUGUUGCUUGCGGCACUGGGCGAGAUGCAACGAGCGUCAGGGACCGUCACUUGGAACAGCUUGCCGAAUCUGGAGUCAGACGGUGAUGAAAGUCCGACAGACAGAGACACAGCCGGCGAUGGUGAUAUCAGGAAGAGAUGUGCAGUGGCCUACGCAUCCCAGAAGCCUUGGCUGUUGAACGCCACUGUCGUAGAGAACAUCACGUUUGAGAUGCCAAUGAUCAAAACCAGAUACAAAGCUGUCAUUGAGGCUUGCUCUCUUCAGCCUGACAUCGACAUCCUUCCUCAGGGGGACCAGACGGAAAUCGGGGAGAGGGGCAUCAUCCUCUCCGGAGGGCAGAAGCAGCGUAUCGGUGUGGCCAGAGCAUUGUAUCAGCAGACCAAUGUUGUCUUUCUGGACGACCCAUUCUCUGCUUUAGACAUUCACUUGAGUGACCAUCUUAUGCAAGAUGGUAUCCUCAAGCUUCUGAGAGAAGAGAAGAGGACCGUGGUUCUGGUCACACACAAAUUACAGUACCUGCUGCAUGCCGACUGGAUUAUUGCCAUGAAAGAUGGCACCAUCCAGACUGAAGGUACACUGAAGGACAUCCAGAAGUCUGAACCUGAGCUCUUUGAGCAGUGGAAGACACUGAUGCACAGACAGGACCAGGAGUUUGAGACGGAGACCGUUGCAUCAAGCAUGACAGAUAUGGAGAGGAAAAACCUGCGGAGAACAAUGUACUCUAGAGAGGCUGCUAAGACCGAGGAGGAUGAGGAAGAAGAAUCCUCGGAGAGCGAUGGUGACGACGACCUGUCGCAGGUAAUGCGUCAACGAGCCACCAUACCCUGGCGCUCCUGUGGCACCUACCUGUCCUCGGCUGGGAUCCUUCUUCUCACCCUGCUCCUCCUGUCACAGCUCCUAAAACACACACUCAUGGUGUCCAUAGACUACUGGCUGGCACACUGGACGUCAAAUGUCAUCACGGCCAAGUCGGACGCCACAGCGCGCAACUGCACGCUUGUUCAGGACUGCGGCUUCAGUCACUCGUGGUAUCUGUCGGUGUUCAGCGUGUUGUGCUGCCUGGGCAUCAUUCUGUGUUUGGCCACCUCCGUGGCUGUGGAGUGGACCGGCCUUAAUGUGGCCAAGGAGCUCCACCAGAACCUCCUGAACAAGAUCACCCUGGCCCCCAUGAGGUUGUUUGAGACCACUCCACUUGGCAGCAUCCUCAACCGAUUCUCCACAGACACAAACACAAUCGACCAGCACAUCCCCACCACCCUGGAGUGUCUGUCUCGCUCCACACUGCUGUGCGUGUCGGCCCUGGGGGUCAUUUGCUACGUCACUCCCGUGUUCCUCAUCGCCCUCCUGCCACUGGCCGUCACCUGCUACUUCAUCCAGAAAUACUUUCGGGUCGCUUCCAGGGACCUGCAGCAGCUGGAGGACGGCACCCAACUGCCUUUGCUCUCCCACUUCUCUGAGACAGUGGAGGGUCUUCCCACCAUCAGGGCCCUCAGAUACGAGCCCAGGUUCAGACAGAGGUUACUGCAGUUCACAGACGCCAACAACAUCGCCUCGCUUUUCCUUACAGCGGCCAAUCGGUGGUUGGAGGUCCGUAUGGAAUAUAUCGGGGCCUGCGUGGUGUUGGUAGCAGCAGUGGCUUCCAUCACAAACUCGCUCUACGGUGAGCUGUCUACCGGACUGGUGGGGCUGGGCCUCACCUAUGCGCUCAUGGUUUCCAACUACCUGAACUGGAUGGUGCGCAACCUGGCCGACAUGGAAGUGCAGCUGGGAUCCGUCAAGAGAAUUAACGGCCUCCUCAAAACGGAACCCGAGAAUUUUGAGGGUCUGCUCAACCUGUCUCAGGUCCCUGACAGCUGGCCCCAGCGUGGCGAAAUCCAGAUUCAGAACUUGAGCGUCCGUUACGACGCCACGCUCAAACCCGUGCUCAAAAACGUCCAUGCGCACAUCAGCCCCGGACAGAAGGUGGGGAUCUGUGGCAGGACAGGCAGCGGCAAAUCAUCUUUCUCCCUGGCCUUCUUCCGCAUGGUGGACAUGUUUGAAGGGAGGAUUGUGAUCGACGACAUCGACAUUGCCAAGCUGCCCCUGCAGGCGCUGAGGUCUCGUCUGUCCAUCAUCCUGCAAGACCCGAUCCUCUUCAGCGGCACCAUUCGGUUCAACCUGGACCCGGAGAUGAAGGCCACAGAUCAGAUGCUUUGGGAAGCUUUAGAGAUUGCUCAGCUUAAGCCCGUUGUAAAAUCGCUUCCCGGCGGGUUGGAUGCCAAUGUGACAGAGGGAGGAGAAAACUUCAGCCAGGGUCAGCGUCAGCUCUUCUGCCUGGCCAGGGCCUUCGUGAGGAAGAGCAGCAUCCUCAUCAUGGAUGAAGCCACGGCGUCCAUCGACAUGGCAACGGAGAGCAUCCUGCAGAAAGUGGUCAUGACUGCCUUUGCUGACAGAACAGUGGUUACAAUAGCACAUCGCGUCCACACCAUCCUGAAUGCCGACCUGGUGAUUGUGAUGAAGCGGGGGAUCAUCCUGGAGUAUGACGAGCCCCAGGCCCUGCUGAAUAAGGAGGACAGCGUCUUCGCCUCCUUCGUGCAAGCAGACAAGUAGCGCAAGAAGAAGAAGAAGAGAACGCAUUAAAGGAAGACAUUCAAAGUGCAAUUGACCCGUGGAAUAUUUACCUUUAUUUUUUAUUCAUAUUGUAUUAUAUUUGUACAUAACAAUGUGAAAUGAUUGUUAAUAAAAUAUAUAUGAUCCCUGUAA
Messenger RNA from Phyllopteryx taeniolatus (common seadragon), 7065 nucleotides. It is a transcript of the gene abcc8, whose product is annotated as ATP-binding cassette, sub-family C (CFTR/MRP), member 8. The transcript is spliced from 43 exons. Bases 2152 to 6912 code for a protein of 1586 amino acids. Gene Ontology annotation, biological process: potassium ion transport; transmembrane transport. The record is from RefSeq and is a predicted model, not a curated record. Gene Ontology annotation, molecular function: ATP binding; ATP hydrolysis activity; ABC-type transporter activity. Gene Ontology annotation, cellular component: membrane. NCBI's taxonomy places the organism in Eukaryota, Metazoa, Chordata, Actinopteri, Syngnathiformes, Syngnathidae.